GUAAUGCUGCAAAUGAACCCCUAAAAUGAAUCGAAGAAACAACAUGGCGGCAAUAUCUAUCGGAUCGAAACUCCCAAAUUGAGAAAAAGAGAGAGAGCACCUCCGCUCCGCUCUCGCGAGCAAAAACCAGCUGAGCGACGUCGUCGUCGUCGCCGCCGCCGACGUCGGUCUUUAGUUAGAUCCUCCCGGCUGUUUCUUCCUGCAGCCAGUUUACGUUUGGCGGUCGUUCGAGAUGGAUGUAAUCGUGAACAACAACGUGUCACCGGUGACCGUUCCCGUCGCCGCAGUCGCUCCGUCGUCGUCGUCGUCCGGAACCACUUCCGGCAAGGUGGCCAACGGUAACGGUGUCCCGGCGUCGGCCAUUCCGCCGUCCUCGGCGGCCCGGUCGCUGCGAGUGCGCACUUCGAGCCAAAGUGGCAAGUACAACGAGUUUGCUGUGCUUAAUGAGAUCCAGCUCUGCCCGUCGGUCAUGUCCGAGGACACCCGGAAGAUGCUGCCACCGACGACGGAAACGAUCCAGUGCAAACCGUUCCCGAUUCGAGGGGAGCGUGCCAACUAUGUAAACAGUCCACAUGUCAUCGCGAUGGUCGGGUUGCCAGCGCGCGGGAAAACCUACAUCUCGAAGAAGCUGUCGCGCUACCUGAACUGGAUCGGCAUCAACACGAAGGUGUUCAACCUGGGCGAGUACCGGCGGCACGCGACCGACGCGUACCGCAGCCACGAGUUUUUCCGGCCCGACAACGAGAAGGCGAUGGCCAUCCGGCAGCACUGCGCCGAGAUGGCACUGGAGGACGUGUGCCAGUGGCUGGAGAACGGCGGGGAGGUGGCGGUGUUUGAUGCGACCAACUCCACCCGCGAGCGGCGCCGCAUGAUCCGGGAGAUUAUCGUGCACAAGAUGGGCUACAAGCUGUUUUUCGUCGAGUCCGUCUGCGACGACCCGCAGAUCAUCGAGCAAAACAUCAUGGAAGUCAAGGUGAGCAGCCCGGACUACCGGAACAUGAACAUGGAGCAAGCGCUGUCGGACUUCCGGCUGCGCAUCGAGCACUACCAGGAGCGCUACGAGAUGCUCGAGGAGGACACCGAGAAGGAGCUGUCGUACAUGAAGAUCUUCAACACCGGCGAGAAGGUGGUGGUCCACAAGCACGAGGGCCACAUCCAGUCGCGGAUCGUGUACUACCUGAUGAACAUCCACAUCACGCCGCGGACCAUCUAUCUGACACGGCACGGUGAGAGCGAACAUAACCUCAAGGGGUUGAUCGGAGGGGACUCGAACCUGAGCGAUCGUGGCCGUCGGUACUCCCAAGCGCUUGCCAAGUACAUCGAGGAGCAGCAGAUCGAGGGUCUCCGGGUGUGGACUUCGUGGCUCAAGCGCACCAUCCAGACCGUCGCGGACGUGAACGCGCCCCAGGAGCGCUGGAAGGCCCUGAACGAAAUCGAUGCCGGAACCUGCGAGGAGAUGACGUACGAGGACAUCCAGGCCAAGUUCCCGGUGGAGUUCAAGGCGCGGGAUCAGAACAAGUUCGCCUAUCGGUACCCGCGCGGGGAAAGCUACGAAGACCUGGUGGUCCGGCUGGAACCGGUCAUGAUGGAGCUGGAGCGGCAGGGCAACGUGCUGGUCGUGUCCCACCAGGCCGUGCUGCGGUGCGUGCUGGCGUACUUCCUGGACAAGACGGCCGAUGAGUUGCCGUACCUGAAGGUGCCGCUGCACACGGUCAUCAAGCUGACGCCGGUCGCGUACGGCUGCAAGGUGGAGCACAUCAAGCUGCCGAUCGAUGCGGUGGACACGCACCGGGCCAAGCCGGAGGUUCCCGGCUCCUUGGAUUCCAAAUUUGUCACGAAAGGGUCGACAGACUAAAACAAUCGCAACGUGGAUCAUGCCGUGCAGCGCAGUUGGCCAUGACGUGCUGUGCCCUCAGUUUCUUAUUAUACGUUCUUUAAUUGUUUUAUGUUUCUUUGUUGGCAAAACCAAGUUUUGUCGACUUUUUCUCCCCCUUUUUCGCGAAACUUUCCAUUAGUGUUACAAUUUACAUUGUUUUUUUUUUGUGUCCUUUCUGUUUUAUGUAGCAUUUAUUUUAACAUCGAAAAUAUAUAUUUUAAACUUUAAAAACUAUUGCACAUCAACCAACAAACACAAACAAAACUCUUCAAGAGACUUAAUUCUUCCCAUCCCAAGAGAGAUGACCAUUUUUCGUACUCGUGGCGAGACUGUAGAGUUUUAGAGGUGAUGUACAUAUUUUUACAAUCUCAAGCAGUUUUAUUUUGUACUCUGAAAGAAACAAAACGAACAAACAAUUUAGCCCCAAUUAGUGGAAAAAUAAUGAAAUGAUGAGAUACGCAUUAAACGUAAAACCUUAAACAAAUAUUUGUCUACAAAUAACUCAAUGCAGAGAUCAGAAAUUUAAAGAGAAAAAUAAAACAAACAAAUAAAGACCAUAAUUAGAGUGUAAGAAAUAGUUUCUACUUUUGUAAGCCAAAAGCAAACUGGUACUCUACACAUAAAAAAAAGUAAAAUCAAAUGAAAUAAUAUAAAAUAUACACACACACACGUAGCUGUCGUAGCAUGAGAGUAAUAAGAGAACAAUUAAAAAUAAAAACAGGAAACUCGAGAGAUCAAAUCUCGAGAGGCGAACAAAAAACAAA
Messenger RNA from Culex quinquefasciatus (southern house mosquito), 2640 nucleotides. It is a transcript of the gene Pfrx, whose product is annotated as 6-phosphofructo-2-kinase/fructose-2,6-bisphosphatase. Bases 233 to 1855 code for a protein of 540 amino acids. Gene Ontology annotation, biological process: fructose 2,6-bisphosphate metabolic process; fructose metabolic process. The record is from RefSeq and is a predicted model, not a curated record. The transcript is spliced from 10 exons. Gene Ontology annotation, molecular function: 6-phosphofructo-2-kinase activity; fructose-2,6-bisphosphate 2-phosphatase activity; ATP binding. Gene Ontology annotation, cellular component: cytosol. Lineage: Eukaryota; Metazoa; Arthropoda; Insecta; Diptera; Culicidae.